GUAAUUUAUCAAAGCAGGACUCCCCCUGUUUCCUCCCCUGCAGGCAGGAUUCCUGGUCCCUGACCCCAGGAUCUCCGGGAUGAAGCGCGGGGACGAGCCGUGUGUCCGGGAUCUCCAGGGCGCCGAGGAAAGGGAGACCCUGGCUGUCACUUGCACAGCAGGUGCAGGAGCGGAGGAGAAUCCGCAGCAGGAAGGGUGUGUGGGAGCGAACCCACAUGGGAUGCACCAGAGCCCCGAGCAGAGAGAUGCUGGCAGGCCAGGAUGGCAUCAGGGAGACCCCCUAGAGGAGAGACCUGAUGAGUGUGAAGCUUAUGGGAUCCCUGAAAACAUCAUUAUUUGGAAACCACCUACAUGGGAGAGAGACCCUAUAAAUGCCUUGUCUGUGGGAAAUCCUUCAGCCAGAGCUCCCACCUUGUCCAACAUCAACGGAUCCACACGGGGGAGCGACCCUACAACUGCCCCAACUGUGGGAAGAGCUUUAGUCAGAGCUCCCACCUCGCCCAGCACCAGCGCAUCCACACCGGGGAGAGGCCCUACCCAUGCGUUGAAUGUGGGAAGAGCUUCAACCGCAGCCACACGCUGGCCAAGCACGUCCGCACCCACAUGGGCUCGCAGCCCUACAUCUGCCCUGAGUGCGGGAAGAGCUUCAGCCUCAGCUCCCUCCCUCAGCACCUGCGAUCCCACCUGCCGGGGAAGCUGUACACCUGCUCCGAUUGUGGGAAGGACUUCAGCAGCAGCUCCAACCUGGCCCAGCACCAGCGCACCCACACGGGCGAGCGGCCCUACAAAUGCUCGGACUGCGGGAAAGGCUUCAGCCAGAGCUCCAACCUGGUGAAGCACCAGCGCACCCACACGGGGGAGAAGCCUUACAAAUGCACCGAGUGCGGGAAGUGCUUCACCCAGAGCUCCACCCUCAUCCAGCACAAGCGGAUCCACCGGGGCGAGCGCCCCUACAAGUGUCCUGAGUGCGGGAAGAGCUUUGGCCUCAACUCGUCGCUAGGGAAGCACCUGCGCAUCCACACCGGGGAGCGGCCCUACGAGUGCAUGGAGUGCGGGAAGAGCUUCAACCUGAGUGCCAACCUCAUCAGCACCAGAGGAUCCAUCGUGGGGAGCGGCCCUACAAAUGCCCCGAGUGUGGGAAGUGCUUCAAUCUGAAGUCCACCCUGGUCAAACACCUGCGCACCCACACAGGAGAGAGACCCUAUAAAUGCACCCAGUGCGGGAGGAGUUUCAUCGACAGCUCAAAGCUCAGCAAACAUGCCAGGACCCACGUGGCAGAGAAGUCUCCCCAGGAGG
Molecule: messenger RNA, 1296 nt
Organism: Chelonia mydas (Green sea turtle)
Lineage: Eukaryota; Metazoa; Chordata; Testudines; Cheloniidae
Product: zinc finger protein 436-like
Exons: 2
Coding region: 352-1155 (267 amino acids)
Biological process (GO): regulation of cytokine production; negative regulation of transcription by RNA polymerase II; regulation of immune system process
Source: RefSeq, a predicted model, not a curated record